Chelonia mydas (Green sea turtle) is the source of this 9249-nucleotide messenger RNA. RefSeq names its product collagen type VI alpha 2 chain (gene COL6A2). The coding region runs from base 251 to 3028 and encodes 925 amino acids. The transcript is spliced from 28 exons. The record is from RefSeq and is a predicted model, not a curated record. NCBI's taxonomy places the organism in Eukaryota, Metazoa, Chordata, Testudines, Cheloniidae.
GAGUUGAAGGAGGAGAAUUAUAAAGUAGGCAGUUUCUUUUUUGCCAGAGAACAGAGGCUCUCGGCUGGAGAAGCCACUGCCACUCCCAACUGAUCCCUUCUCUUCAUCAAAAAUAGACACCAAAAACUCUAAGAAAAGAAAUCCAACCCUUCCAACGGAAGAUGCAGAAGCCCUAUUGACACAAAGUUUCCAAGAAUUUUCCCGAUUUGACUUUCUGGAGGAAACUUCAGUCUUGUUUUCAGGAAGCUGAAUGCGAAGUGGCCUGGCCGAGAUGUCCCAGCCGGCCUUUUUUGCCGUUCUUCUUUGCAUGACGCUGGUUCCCCUCCAGGCUCAGUUUGAUGAGGACGAGUACACAGCCUUCAGUCCUCGCCCAACUGCCUGUCCAGAGAAGACCGACUGCCCCAUCAACGUGUACUUUAUCAUUGACACCUCGGAAAGCAUUGCCCUGCAGACUGUGCCGAUCCAGAGCCUGGUGGAGCAUAUGAAGCAGUUCAUCCAGGCCUUCAUCAGUAAACUGGAGACCGAGGUUUACCAGAACCAGGUCUCCAUCACAUGGAAUUUCUGGGGACUUCACUUCUCAGACGAGGUGCAGAUUUACAGCACCUUGACCAACAGCAAGGACGUGUACCUCACCAGGCUGAAUGCCAUCAACUACAUUGGUCGGGGCACGUUCACAGACUGCGCGAUCUCCAAUAUGACCAAGGAGAUCAUGAGCCAUGCAGUCCCUGCCGUAAAAUUCGCUGUGGUCAUCACCGACGGCCAUGUGACAGGCAGCCCCUGUGGCGGGAUGAAAAUGCAGGCCGAGAAGGCCCGGGAUGCAGGGAUCAAGCUCUUUGCAGUGGCCCCCAGCCAGAACAUCUUCGAGCCGGGUCUCCGGGAGAUCGCCAACCUCCCCCACGAGCUGUACCGCAAUAACUAUGCCACCACCAAGAGAGGUGCCAUCGAGGUGGACGAGGACACCAUCGACCAGAUUAUCCAAGUCAUGAAACACGAAGCCUAUGGAGAGUGCUACAAGAUGAGCUGUCUGGAGAUCACAGGCCCGCCUGGGCCCAAGGGCUACCGGGGGCAGAAGGGUGCGAAGGGGAACAUGGGUCAACCAGGAGGUCCUGGGCUAAAAGGGCGACAGGGUGACCCAGGUAUUGAAGGUCCCAUCGGAUACCCUGGUCCCAAGGGUAUUCCUGGUCUGAAAGGAGAGAAGGGCGAGUUUGGAGGCGACGGCCGGAAGGGGGCAGCUGGUUUGGCAGGAAGGAACGGCACCGAUGGACAGAAGGGCAGGCUGGGACGGAUUGGAUCCCCUGGCUGUAAGGGAGACCCUGGGGACAAGGGCCCUGAUGGUUACCCAGGAGAUGCAGGAGACCAAGGAGAACCAGGAGACGAAGGCAUAAAGGGAGAUCCUGGCCGCCCUGGCCGCAGCGGACCCAUGGGAUCUCCAGGAGAAAAGGGAAACCGGGGACCUGAAGGCAACAAGGGAGCCCCUGGGAGCCCUGGUGCCAAGGGAGGCAGAGGCAGCCCAGGACCUGCUGGACCCAAGGGAGAGCCGGGUCGUCGCGGGGACCCAGGGACAAAAGGCAGCCCGGGGAGUGCUGGGACCAAGGGAGAGAAGGGAGACCCCGGCCCCGAAGGCCCCCGGGGCCUAGCAGGAGAAGUCGGCAGCAAAGGAGCAAGGGGCGAUCGAGGAGUGCUGGGGCCCCGAGGCCCGCAGGGCGCCGUGGGAGAGCCGGGCAGGCCUGGAUCUCGUGGGGACCCAGGCGACAUGGGCACAAGGGGCAACCCAGGGCCCCCAGGACCAAAGGGAGACCGAGGCAGACCUGGCUUCAGCUACCCUGGCCCCAGAGGACUUGGGGGCGACAAAGGCGAGAAGGGACCGCCUGGUCCAGAGGGUGGAAGGGGCGACUUUGGACCGAAAGGCGCUCCCGGGGUGAAAGGAGACACAGGGGAACCCGGUGACCCCGGCCCAUCCGGCGAGCCUGGCCCCAGAGGCAGCCCAGGCCCAAAGGGCAUCGAGGGUGAUCCGGGCCCACCCGGAGAUCCUGGCCUAACCGACUGCGAUGUGAUGACCUACGUGAGAGAAACCUGCGGCUGCUGCGACUGCGAGAAGCGCUGCGGUGCCCUGGACAUCGUGUUUGUCAUAGACAGCUCCGAAAGCAUCGGCUACACCAACUUCUCCCUGGAGAAGAACUUUGUCAUCAACGUGGUGAGCCGCCUGGGCUCCAUUGCCAAGGACCCCAAGUCAGAAACAGGUGCCCGGGUCGGGGUGGUGCAGUACAGCCACGAGGGGACAUUCGAGGCCAUCCAGCUCAACGACGAGCGCAUUAACUCACUGUCCAACUUCAAGGAGGCGGUGAAGCGUCUGGAGUGGAUCGCCGGGGGCACCUGGACACCCUCCGCCCUGCAGUUUGCCUACAACAAGCUCAUCAAGGAGAGUAGGCGAGAGAAAGCCCGUGUGUUUGCCGUGGUGGUGACAGACGGGCGCCACGAUCCGCGGGACGACGACAACAACCUCCAGGCCUUCUGCCAGGGAGACGUGAUCGUCAACGCCAUCGGCAUCGGAGACAUGUUCAACCAGCCAGACCAGGACGAGACCCUGCGCUCCAUUGCGUGCAACGAGCAGCAGCGUGUCCAGAAAAUGAGGCUCUUCUCGGAGCUGGUGGCUGAGGAAUUCAUUGACAACAUGGAGGACGUCCUCUGCCCAGAUCCACAGAUCGUCUGCCCAGAACUGCCCUGCCAAACAGAUGACAGGAACCCUGGGAAUGCAAACCCACUUAUUUUCCGCCCCAUGGAAGAGGAGGUCAAGAUACCUUUCCCCUACACCAAAGAGUCAAUCGCCCAGUUCCUAAACUCUACGCGGGAAAUCCAGGACCCCAGCACGUACAGCCAGCUGGUGGCCACUUUGGCCUAUACCGCCGAGAACGCCAAGUUUGCCACUGGACAUGAGCGGCAGGAGUGGAUGGACCUGUUCAUUGACACUUUUAAAAUAGUGCACAGUGAAAUUGUGGGGGAUCCAGAAACCGUGCUGGGGCUCUGCUGAGCUUUGCACUAGGGACAGUGUACAGGACUGGCAGCUGAGCUGGAGAAAGGUGCUCUUGGGAAAAGCAAUGUUCCCUGUAAACAGCGCCUCUUGAGAAUUCCCAGGAGGGGCUGGGUACCAUGGUGGACGCAUUGAGCUUAGGAGGAGCCCAGAGAGUCUCGGUGGCUCCCAGCCAGUGAUUUGAUGGCAGGGGCGGUUCUCUCCAGCGUGGCUGGCAGAGCAGCCCGGUGCAUCUUCCCAGACACGAGGAGAGAUGCUCCUGCUUCACCCACUGUCUCUGCAGCACUUUUUAAGGGAACAUUGGGUGCUGGCAGAGGAGCUGUCCUGUCCCGAAGAGACACUCCUAUUCUGUCCUUCUAAACACGCCAAGCCCACAAUGACAGGCUAGCUUGUCAAAUAGCCCUCGUGGGCCCUCCCAGCCCUCAGUCCCACCUGGGCUCCAUGGCUGAAUCAGGGAGGUUGCUUGCCGAUGUGUACCUGAGGGCCAGAGCAAGCCCUGUCUCAGCGAUGGGUGUAGGGAUGUGUGCUAACAUGUGUCUGUUUUCCUACGUAGCUUUUGUUCUGAUUGUCCUUGAAUUUUCUCCUGUGUUCUCUUUUUGUGUUUAACUAACCAGGCUUUCCUUGGGUUAUGCCAGCCCCGAGAGAGGCCAGGCUCCCAACUGAGAAGCCCCACCACGCUACCCCCUUUGCUAUAAUCACAAUGUUUAAUCACUCAACUUGCGCUGUAACCUGUGCUAUUAAAGAAAAGAGAGCCGUGCGAGCGGUUCGGGGUGGGCCCCCUUUGUGUCUCCCUUGGGCUUUGCUGGAAACUGCCCCGGUCUCAACAUGUGCCCUGUGUCUUUGUCUGAGUGUCAUUCUGCCUGCAUGUCGUAUGCAUACUGGACUUGCUCUUCUCACUGUCCUAGAAGCCACAUGCCUACUCCUAGGCAGGAAAAUCCAGCACAUGUCGGAACAAGGAGCUAAAAGCUAUUCCCCAGUGACUGCGCCGUUCUGAAAUACCAUAAUGUACCCUACAUGUGCGAGGCACUAGGUGUAAACAUGCUGUCGUUCGGGGCAUGGAAAGUUCCUAACCAGCUGUGUACGUGAUUCAGAGAGGUUACAGUCCCAUCGUGUGAGCCCUGCUCAUUAUAACCUGCUCCAAGGGACCACAUGGGGAGAGUUUCAAAGGCACCUAACUCCCAUUGACUUUGAAAGAGAGUUGGGCACCAUGCGGCUAUCUGUGCUUUCAAAACUCUCCCCCAUAGCUAUAGAAGAGCAGACCAAAGAGUACGGGGCACAAAUAUCAGGUUCCAGUGGGUGAAUUCUGCUAGCCCCCCGGCAUGGAGGUAGCCUCACUGCAAUGACUUCAGCUAUCUUGUGCAUUUCAUUAGUUAAUAUGCAGAUAAAAAUACCCAGAACUGGACUGAGCAUCCCAUCGUGCAGUGAUGUUUGGGCUAUAAUGCCGUCUGCUUUCACGGGCCUGCAGCGGGUACAUUUGCCAGAGCACUAGAUGGGGCCAGGGUGGGAAGCAGGAGCUGGAACUGGGAGUCUGCAAACCUCCGAAAUGUUUUGUGACUCUGCACCCCAAAUCCUGGCUAGGUGCGAGAGCUUCACCAGAAUGAGCCAGAGCUCUGGGGCUUGCGAGCAUUGCAUGGUAAUAGGCAUGCUCAGCUGGGAUCUCUCAUUUUCUGCUUUGGGUGGGGCAGAUGCCCCUCUUGCUCUGCAGCCGGACCCUUUUGCUGCCAGCCUGCCCCAUGGGAGGGAGCUCGGAGAAUUCCAGCGCUGGCAAAUACCGAAAAAAGGGCUGACAACGCUUGGCCAGGCUUUUGAAUGGCUUGGCUUGGCUUGAGCUUUGGGCAAAGGGUUGGGAGCAGGGCGAGGUCCUACCAGUGGUGACUCCAUUUAUCCGUCUCUGGAUGUAAUCAGCGUAGGUAAGGUGGGGUGAAGUGAACAACCCCCCCACACACCACCACCAUUUUGGUGUGUGACACUAAAGAGAGCCGUGGCUUUAGCUUGCGGGGGUGCGACUGAGAAGCGCUAAACUCAGAGCAUUGUUGCUGCUUUGACCUGAGCCAAAGACACACAACUGUUGGCCCAGGAGGAAUCCCGUCUGGUUUCUGCGGGGGCUGCCUGAGGCCUGGCGUGUUUUGCUCCUAAGUCAAUACAGCUUAGUUUGUUUUAGCCAGGUGAGUUUAUCCCUCCUCCCCCGCAGGCUGCGGCUAGUUGUUUGGUUUCCUGGGCGGAGCUCGCCCAGAAAGGGAACAUGACAAAUCAGCAGAAAUCUAAGUCCGCAGAAGACAGGAACAGCAUCUCCGAGGGCAGCCUCAGGAUCUCUGUGCAGUUCUGAGCCCGUGAGUGGAGAACCUGCCCUUGGCAAGUCCCUAGCAGCCCCCAGGCAGGCUCUGACGCAGAAUCCACGUCUUUCCCUCUGCCUCACGGCGCAGCAGACAGGUGGGGGGAUUGAGGGGACAGAUGAUCUCAGGGGGAGGGGGUUGCCGUGAGACUGCCCACCAUGCAAUGGCAAAGGGGUUCCCUGGCUGCUGGGGCUCUUCACUGGAGGGAAACGAUAAAAAGACAUGGGGAGAAUUGCGAACAGGGCCGGGGGUGGUUCUGUCAGAGCUCGGAAUUCCCCGUAUGUAAACUCAGGUGGUGGGUGUGGGAAGCAGGGGUGGGCGGGACGGGCUGGGUUAUCGGUGUGGGACAGGCAGGGCUCUCCGCAGCAAAGCACUGGUUCGGUUGAUCUGCUUUACCCACCGUCUCCAUUCGCCCUGCGCCGCCUGCUGCCAGCUCCUCGCUCCUGGUGCAGCCGUAGCCUCCUUGCUCUGUACGCUGCAGGGGAUGGACCCGUACUGCAGUUGCAGCUGGCUGUGAAGAGCACAGGCUGCCAGCCCUGGGCUGGCUAUUGCGGGCCUCGAGGAUGCUCCUCGGGGGUGGGGGUGGCAGAUUUGCCGAGCUUAGUGGCAGCCCUCCCGUCACAUCCCAGGGGGGUAGUUGAUGGAAGCAGCCCCCGUCCUUCCCGGGAGAGGAGGAACAUCAGCCCCACCUCUGGGCUGCACCCACAGCCUGGCUGGCAGCUGGGAAGACAAAUGAUGGGCAGCAGCCUGACACCAGGGACCACUAACGCUAUGGGGGGCUUGUCUAGAUCUGCUUCCCCUGCCCCACCUUGGGGGAGCCUCCUGCCUAGGGGGGGCCCUUCCCUCCCUCACCUGAAAUCAGGCCAUGCCAAGCAGGGAUCUCGGGGGCAGCUCAUCCCCACAGAGGCGGGUGCUUAAUCCUCCUGACUUAAAGGGCAGCCGUACCCACAGCCCGGGGCAGGGAGCCACCCUGAGAGUGGAGUAACGUCCCGCUGGUAUGUGGGUGCAACGUGAACAGGCCGGGAGCCCGCGGACGUGCCCCUCCGUGCCAGGCAGGGGGCACGCCCACGUUCCAACCGGCUCUGAGGGCUCCUGGCCAUUGAACAGGGUGGCAGGAGGCUCAGGCUGACCUCUCUGCUGCGGGCCACAGCACAGGGCUGAGGUGAGUGACGGGUGAGCCCCUUUCGGACGCUGCCGCAGCCCCACCCCUGGGACAGAGCUCUCUGCGCCCAGCUCAGCCAGCCGCUGGGCUCAGGGGCCUGGCACGGCACAAUGGAAGAGCCCACUUGUUGGGGGCAGGCCGGGCAGAGUCUAAACAGCCUUUUCCCCCAUGGCGUCAUCCCUUGCGCCUACGAUCGGUAGCUGCCUGCAGCUCUUCUGGUCUCGCUCCUCUGGGGCAGGAUCCCUGCUGGAACUGACUGGUGGCAGGUCUCAGCCCCGGGACAGAGGGGCUUGGGCAGGGGGAGGUGUCAGGGAGACAUUCAAACCCUACAAGGCUUUGUUAUACUCUCCCGCUUCCAACAGCCCCGGCCUGAGGGUGCUGGGGCUCUGUGAGAGGAGCCCAGCGAAGACGCACCCGGCAGAACAGCCGGUGCCCCCAGGGAGCACAGUGCCCCAGUGAAUGGGGUACACAAGACAGCUGCCAGGGAGAGAAAGAGAGUCAGCCCCCUCUUCGUCUGUUCUGACACUGAAUGGGGCUUCCCCUUCCACUGGGCUGUGGCAAGGAGACUGCUUCCUGGCCUUUGUCUGACAGCCCUUGUGCUGGCCUGUGCCCCACGCCAGGGGUGGCUGCAGAGCGGGCGGUUUCCCGCUGCACCAUUGCCCUCCUCGCUGCGGCUGCAUGGCACAGCCCUUCCUCAGCUGCCUCACACCCCUGCUCAGACUGCGACUCUGGCCUGGUGGGGAGCAGAGGAGAAGACUGGGGCUCCAGGGAAGCAGUGGGGGGUUGCCCCCACAAACACAUCGCUCUCGUCCAACCCAGGCAGUGUGAGGAAAUGGCGGCGCCUCCCCUGGUUCCUUUCCCCACGCUUGACGUGACUGUUUUCCCUCUGCCCACAGAGCUGGCGGUGGCGCAGUGCACACAGCGCCCUGUGGACAUCGUCUUCCUGCUGGAUGGCUCAGAACGAACCGGAGAGGUGAACUUCCACAGGGCCCACAACUUUGUGGAGGAGGUGUCCCGCCGCCUCACGCUGGCCAGGGGUGACAAUGACAACAUGAAUGCGCGGAUCGCCCUCCUACAGUAUGGCAGCGAAGAAGAGCAGGUGGUGCUCUUCCCCCUGACGUACAACCUGACCUACAUCUCAGAGGCCCUGUCCACGAUCAAGUACCUGGACUCCUCCUCCAACAUUGGCUCUGCCAUCAUCCAUGCCAUCAACAACAUCGUCAUCAGCCCGCAGAACGGGCAGAGGGCUGCCCGGCGCAACGCCGAGCUCUCCUUCGUCUUCAUCACCGACGGCAUCACGGGCAGCAAGAAUCUCAACGAGGCCAUCAACUCCAUGAAGAAGCAGGACGUCAUGCCCACAGUGGUGGCCCUCGGGAGUGACGUGGACAUGGAUGUCCUGCUGAAGAUUGGCCUAGGGGACCGAGCUGCCAUCUUCCGGGAGAAGGACUAUGCCAGCCUCUCCCAACCUGGCUUCUUCGACAGGUUCAUUCGGUGGAUCUGUUAGUUCAGGGGAAUGCGCGUGUGCCCCGUCACCAAUACACACACCCAUGAUAUUCCUUGGUUUGUUUUGUUCUCUUGCCAUUCUAUGGUUGUAGGCAGGCCCAGAGCGGUCGGUACAAACUGCCCUCUGGACGGUCUCUUUUUUUUAUUUUUUUAUUUUCAUGAUGAACAACAGUGUCACUCACGUUAAUGGUGCUAAUUAUAACCAAGAUCGAAGUAUUCAGAGCCAUACCAUGUCAUUUGUCAUGCCCUACGCAAACUAAACGCGCCCUUAGUGUGUGUGUGAGCGCUGUGAUCCUAUGGGCGCUAAACCAUGGGGCAGCAAACCUUUCCAAUUCAGCAGGAAGAAGAGUCAUCUCUGGCAUCCAAGAAUGUGUCCAGCCACCAGCUCCACAGCCCCCGUCCCCACACCUCCCCAAGCACUCUUAGGUGGAGCUUGCAUCAUGCUGAGGGCAGUGCAUCCCCACUGCUGCUGCUCUUUGUCCCAGGAUCAAGCUCAACGGCUUCUAAGGUGGGCCUGUGCACUGAGCUUGGACCUCAGGUUUAUUCACAGUUAAAGAGAACAGAAGAAACAUAAUUGGAGCCUUCAUUAUCCUAGUGGCAUCCCCAGGCUUCGACACGUUCCACUGGUGAGCACCUUCUCUUCCCGCUCCCCUUCCCUCCUGCCCUCGCUGAGGGGCUUCAGGGGUAGAUUGCCUCUGGUGCAUCAUGGUAUGUCUUGAUGUGGCCAGCAAAGUGCACUUCCAUUGCCUCUUUACCUGUUCUUACCAGGGGGGUUACCUGUCCCCCUCCCUAGCAAUGAUGCGUUGGUCUGUUAGCCAAAGUUCAGAUCUGAACCAUUCCUUAUCCAGAUGCUCCCAGGUGACCCAUUCAGCGCUACAUCUGCCUUGCAUUUCACUGGCCUCCUCCUGCAUCCAGACUGUUCUGUGACUCUCCUUAUCUUGCUUCCUUCUGCUGCCACCACCCAUCUCUCCUGAGUGCUUGUGCAUUUACCACCUCCAUUAGGGUCCUCAUGGGGAGGACCAGGAUGCAGGGGGGCUGGCAGCACCCAGCCAGGCUCCUGACGGGGCGGUCUGAGCUUGAGCGCACCCCAGGGUGUGCAUGUGAAACCAGGAAAUUGCAGCUUAGAGCAUACGUGCGACUGGGGCCGCCUGAAUGACAGCCAGCCCUGGACUCCGCUUGUGCUCUGCAAAAUAAAUCAAUAAAUAAACUACCCCACCCUAAAA